Molecule: messenger RNA, 2039 nt
Organism: Ostrea edulis (European flat oyster)
Lineage: Eukaryota; Metazoa; Mollusca; Bivalvia; Ostreida; Ostreidae
Product: multiple epidermal growth factor-like domains protein 10
Exons: 9
Coding region: 37-1455 (472 amino acids)
Source: RefSeq, a predicted model, not a curated record
GUGUCCCUGCCUCUGAGAUGUUUUUCACUACUGUAAAUGUUUGUUGUGCGUGGUUUGUGUUUUAGUGGGAUCGAGACAAUGGAGAUUUUACUGAAGAUACUUUGUGUUGGACUUGCUGUCAUUCCAGUGUCCUGUUUCGUUAACCUUGCACAAAUGACGGAAUAUGGAGGUCAGGCCUCCCAAAGUUCAACAUAUCCCGAUCAGCCCUGGACUGCAGACAAAGCAGUGGACGGAUACCUUCAGCAUGAUAACAAUGAAUCUACCUGUAGUUUUACUCAGAUGUAUACAUCACCAACAGCAUGGUGGAAAUUUUCUUGGAGGAAAACAGCAAACGUUGCAUACUUGGAGAUUUAUUUUAGGAAUAGAUCUGCUGGUAUACAUGUUAUUCCAACGUCAUAUUCUCCCAAUAAAGUAUUUACUCAGGGAUCAUCACCUUGUCCUACCCGCGUUCUGAAUGUCACAGUCAAUAAAGCUACCAGAGGGAUAGCGCUGUUCAACACGAAGAAACCGCCUGUAGUAACAAACUGUGAAGGAUAUCGAUAUCGUCACCCUUAUGCUACCAUUGAAACAUGUGAAGUCAAAAUAAUGGGUUGCCCGUAUGCACAUUUCGGGGAAAACUGCACACCAUGUGGACUGUGUCAGGACGGAUUGUGUGACGUAUUUAACGGAUCCUGUAUCCAGGGAUGCAGUACCCACGUGAUGAAUCCUCCACUCUGUAUCCAUUGUAAAAAUGGUUUUUAUGGGAGAAACUGUAGAGAGACCUGUGGGAAAUGUCGUACCAGAACACGUUGUGAUGACGUCACGGGCACCUGUCCAGCAGGAUGUCAGGAUCACUGGUCCGGGCCUAAGUGUGACGUGUGUCAGGACGGCUUUCACGGGUCUGACUGUACAUUAUCGUGUGGACAUUGCAGACACGGAACACACUGUAACAAGACAACCGGUAUUUGUACAGAGGGUUGUCAGAGGAAGUGGAAUGGAACCAAAUGUGACGGUUGUGAAACUGGACAAUAUGGUGAGGACUGUACACAAAAAUGUGGGAAAUGCCAGGCUGGAACACAAUGUGAUAUCAUUACUGGCAUCUGUCCAGAGGGGUGUCAAGAUAGCUGGACUGGAUCAAAGUGUAACGUUUCAUCGAUCAACGAAAUCGAAUCAGAUGGCGAACUCUCUAACACUGUGGUAGCGGUUAUUUCCGUUGGGUCCACGCUUUUUACAGUGAUGAUCCUAACAAUCCUGUGCAAAGUUUCAUCUACAUACAUCAGAAGAAAUCUAUGUUUCAAACAAUCUAAUGCUAACCAAACAGUGGACAAACCGAAGCAGACCAGCGAAAACAUGGAUGAAUACGAAUUUACCGCAGCGACAGGAGAUGACCAUGAGUACAGUCAGAUUGAUUCCCCGCUAAAUGAACGUUCGAAUCCAGAAAUGAAUACGUAUUCAAACACAGAUCUAGUAAUUUAGAAAUGACGGACAUAGUACCACCAUAUUUUAGUCGCAACUGUUCCAUGCAUCAUAAAACGAAUGUUAACACACAACUGAAGUUACUUGAUGGAACACAAUAUGAUUAAUUGUAUUUAUGUUACAAGAGCCAAAACAGAAUAUUUUAGAAGAUUUUUUAUCAUUUCAGCAGCAAUUUUAUGGAACUCAUUACCAGAUUGUAUCUAAAAAAAAAAUGCACAACUACCACAUCUUUUAAAUCAGCCUAUCCAAAACAUUAUUUUGAUCCUCAAUGAUACUCGUGUGUUUAUUGUCUCUUUUCAUUUAGUUCUUAUCUCUAUGUAUAUAAAUAGUGAUAUUUCCAUGCUUUGUGAUAUAUGUUCUCGGCAUGUAUAUAUCUUAUAGACAGGACCACAAUGUAAACUAGUUUAUAUAACUAAUUGUUCAAUCCUGUAUAAAUAAAGGAUAUUAUUAUUAUUAUUAUGACAACGUUUCAUCUGUGUGUUAGUAUUGCUUCCAAUUAUUUCAAAACCUGUCAAUGUUCGUGUUUUAUCAUAUCGUUUUCAAUCGUUAGAUUUUCGUAAACUUGAAAUAAAAUGUAUGAUAUC